CUGACUGAGAGCAGGGAGCAGCAGGCAUGGGGCACGCCGGGCGCCAGUUCCAAGCCCUGCUGUGGAAGAAUUGGCUCUGCAGACUCAGGAACCCGGUCCUUUUCCUUGCUGAAUUCUUCUGGCCUUGUAUCCUGUUUAUAAUUCUGACAGUACUUCGUUUUCAAGAACCUCCCAGAUACAGAGAUAUUUGUUAUUUGCAGCCCCGAGAUCUGCCCAGCCGUGGUGUUAUCCCCUUUGUUCAAAGCCUUCUUUGUAACACUGGAUCAAGGUGCAGGAACUUCAGCUAUGAAGGGUCGAUGGAGCAUCAUUUUCGUUUGUCUAGGUUCCAAACUACAGCUGACCCCAAGAAAGUCAACAACCUAGGCUUUUUAAAAGAGAUACAAGACCUGGCCGAGGAAAUUCAUAGAAUGAUGAACAAGGCAAAAAACUUAAAAAGACUUUGGGCAGAAAGAUCUAACACUCCAGAUUCUUCUUAUGGUUCCAGUUUUUUUACAAUGGAUCUCAAUAAGACCGAGGAGGUAAUAUUGAAACUGGAAAGCCUCCACCAGCAGCCUCUUAUCUGGGAUUUUCUACUGUUACUGCCAAGACUACACACAAGCCGUGAUCAUGUGGAAGACGGCAUGGAUGUUGCAGUGAACCUUCUCCAGACCGUUCUGAAUUCCUUAAUAUCCCUAGAAGAUUUAGAUUGGCUUCCACUCAACCAAACUUUUUCCCAGGUUUCUGAACUUGUAUUGAAUGUGACCAUUUCGACACUGACAUUUCUACAGCGACAUGGAGUAGCAAUCACUGAGCCAGUUUACCACCUGUCCAUGCAGAAUAUAAUGUGGGAUCCACAGAAAGUCCAGUAUGAUCUCAAAUCCCAGUUUGGCUUUGAUGAUCUUCAUACGCAACAGAUCCUGAACUAUUCAGCUGAACUAAAGGAGAUUCCCACAGACAACUCUUUGGAGAAGAUGGUGUGUUCAGCCUUGUCCAGCACAUCAGAGGAUGAAGCUGAGAAAUGGGGCUGCGUUGGAGACUGCCACCCCAAGUGGUCAGAAGCCAAAAACUAUCUUGUCCAUGCAGUCAGCUGGCUGAGAGUCUACCAAAAGGUGUUUGAUCAGUGGCAACAGGGUAGUCUGCGUCAGAAGACACUCACAGGCAUGGGCCAUAGUCUGGAGGCUCUCAGGAAUCAGUUUGAAAAAGAGAACAAGCCCUGGAAGGUGGUGGAAGCUCUGCACACUGUGCUGCUCCUGCUGAAUGAUAGCUUGGCAGCAGAUGGCCCAAAAGAUAAUCAUACAUUUCCAAAGAUAUUACAGCAUCUGUGGAAAUUGCAAAGCUUGCUGCAAAACCUGCCCCAGUGGCCGGCACUGAAGAGAUUUCUUCAGCUUGAUGGAGCUCUCAGAAAUGCGAUAGCUCAGAAUUUACAUUUUGUCCAAGAAGUCCUCAUUUGCCUGGAGACGUCAGCUAAUGAUUUUAAAUGGUUUGAACUUGACCAGUUGAAACUGGAAAAGGAUGUGUUCUUUUGGGAGCUAAAACAGAUGUUGGCGAAGAAUGCUGUCUGCCCGAAUGGUGAUUUCUCUGAGAAGGAGGUCUUUUUGCCCCCUGGAAACUCCAGCAUAUGGGAUGGUCUCCAGGGACUGGUGUGCUAUUGUAACUCCUCUGAGACCAGUGUUUUAAACAAGCUACUUGGUUCAGUAGAGGAUGCUGAUCGUAUUUUGCAAGAGGUCAUUACUUGGCGCACAAAUAUGUCAGUUUUAAUACCUGAAGAAUAUUUGGACUGGCAGGAACUUGAGACGCAGCUGUCAGAAGCAAGCAUUUCCUGUACUCGGCUCUUCCUGCUGCUGGGAGCCGAUACCUCUCCUGAGAAUGUCUUUUCUAGUGACUGUAAGCCCCAGCUUGUCUCCACAGUGAUAUUUCAUACACUUGAAAAAGCACAGUUUUCCCUGAAACAAGCAUAUUAUUGGAAAGACUUCAUAAAGUUUAUCAGGAAGACUUGCGAAGUGGCCCAUUAUGUAAAUAUGCAAGACAGUUUCCAGAACAGACUAUUGGCUUUUCCUGAGGAAUCUCCUUGUUUUGAAGAAAACAUGGAUUGGAAAAUCAUCAGUGAUAAUUAUUUUCAAUUUUUGAAUAAUCUACUCAAGUCUCCAACAGCUUCCAUAUCCAGGGCUUUAAAUUUCACAAAGCACCUUCUAAUGAUGGAAAAGAAGUUGCACACCCUUGAGGAUGAACAAAUGAACUUUCUUUUAACAUUUGUGGAAUUUUUUGAGAAAUUAUUGUUGCCUAAUCUUUUUGACUCCUCCAUCGUUCCCAAUUUCCAUCACCUCCCAUCUCUCACGGAGGAUAUUCUGAAUAUAAAUUCUCUGUGGACAAAUCAUUUGAAAAGUUUAAAGAGAGACCCAUCUGCCACUGGUGCUCAGAAACUCUUGGAAUUUGGCAAAGAAGUGAGCUGGAAAAUGCGAACUCUCGAAAGUCACUGGAUAAGGAAGGAACCAAAAAAUCUUUUGAGAUUCCUGGAAUUAAUACUUUUUGAAAUUAAUCCCAAAUUACUAGAAUUAGGGGUCUACAGCAUUUCAAAAGGAAAAAGAGCUAAACUGGAAAACUUCUUUUCACUUUUAAAUUUUUCUGUUCCAGAAAAUGAGAUUCUGAGUACAAGUUUUAACUUUUCGCAGUUGUUCCAUUCGGAUUGGCCGGAAUCACCAGCUAUGAACAUAGAUUUUGUACGUCUAAGUGAGACUAUAAUAAAGAGUCUCCAUGAAUUUGGAUUUUUGGAGGAGGGAGAGGUCUCAGAAGUUCUGAACACGGUCUACGCUAUCAGGAAUGCAUCUGAUUUUUUCUCAGCCCUUUCUGAACCUCAAAAACAAGAAGUUGGUAAAAUUUUGACUCAAAAAUACCUAAAUGUCUUUCAGGACAAGGAUUCAGCUUUACUUCUGCAAAUUUAUUCUUCAUUUUACCAAUACAUUUAUGAAUUUUUGAAUAUUCAGAGUAGAGGUUCUUCGCUGACUUACCUUACACAAAUCUCAAAACACAUUUUGGAUAUCAUAAAACAAUUUAAUUUCCAAAGCAUCAGUAAAGCAUUUGCAUUUUUAUUUAAGGCAGCAGAGGUUCUUGGGGGAAUUUCUAAUGUAUCUUAUUGUCAGCAAUUGCUUUCAAUUUUUAACUUUUUGGAGCUUCAAGCCCAAUCCUUCAUGUCCACAGAAGGCCAAGAACUGGAAGUGAUCCACACUACUUUGACAGGCCUCAAACAGCUGCUCAUAAUUGAUGAAGAUUUUCGUCUUUCUUUAUUUCAAUACAUAAGCCAAUUCUUCAACAGUUCAGUAGAAGGCCUAUUUGAUAAUGAGUGCUCGAUUUCGGACAGUAAACACAUUCCUUCCAUAAAUUAUUCAACAAGUGAGGAGACUUCAUUUGUUUUUCCAUUGGCACAAAUUUUUUCAAACCUCUCAGCAAAUGUCAGUGUGUUCAACAAGUUUAUGUCCAUUCACUGUACUGUUUCAUGGCUUCAAAUGUGGACUGAAAUCUGGGAAAGCAUAUCUCAAUUAUUUAAGUUUGACCUGAAUGUUUUCACAUCUCUUCAUCAUGGUUUCACUCAGCUUUUGGAUGAACUGGAAAAUCAUGUGAAAGUCUCCAAAAGCUGCCAGGGAAUAUUUCCCACACAUAAUGUUGCUAGACUCAUAUUAAAUUUGUUUAAAAAUGUAACUCAAGCCGAUGACUUCCAUGAUUGGGAGGACUUCCUGGAUCUCAGGGAAUUUUUGGUAGCUUUAGGUAAUGCGUUAGUUUCAGUAAAAAAACUUAACUUGGAGCCAGUGGAGAAAUCCCUUUUCACCAUGGAAACUUCCCUGCAUCAGUUGAAGAGAUUUCCAUUCAACACAAGUACAAGCAGAGAGUUUUUAAAUUCUCUGCUCAAAGUUUUCAUUGAGUUUAGCAGUACCUCAGAAAAUAUAGACAGAAAUGUAGAUUCGAUAAAUGACUUUCUUUCAAAUAAUCUCACAAAUUAUGGAGAGAAAUUUGAAAAUAUCAUCACUGAGCUAAGAGAAGCAAUAGUAUUUCUUAGAAAUGUAUCACAUGAUCGAGAUUUGUUUUCCUGUGCUGAUAUUUUCCAAAAUGUUACUGAGUUUAUUUUAGAAGAUGGCUUUUUAUAUGUAAAUACCUCACAGAGGAUGUUACGUAUUCUAGACAUGAUAAAUUCCACAUUUUCCUCUGAGAGCACAAUUAGCAGGCUGAAAGGAUGUGUUGUGUGGUUAGAUGUCAUAAACCAUUUGUAUUUGGUGUCUAACUCCAGUUUUUCACAAGGCCAUCUUCAAAAUAUUUUGGGGAAUUUCAGACAUAUAGAAAAGAAAGUGAACUCUAUAUUGAAAAUUAUAACUUGGGUGUUAAAUGUAAAAAAACCUCUUUGUUCAUCAAAUGGCUUGCAUAUAAAUUGUGUAAAUAUUUACUUGAAAGACGUAACUGACUUUCUAAAUAUUGUACUUACUACAGUCUUUGAAAAAGAGAAGAUACCUAAAUUUGAGAUUUUAUUAGCUCUUUUAAAUGAUUCCACAAAGCAAGUAAGGAUGAGCAUCAACAAUUUAACAACAGACUUUGAUUUUGCAUCUCAAUCCAAUUGGAAAUAUUUUACUGAAUUAAUUCUAAGACCAAUAGAAAUGUCAGAUGAAAUUCCUAAUCAGUUUCAAAAUAUUUGGCUUCAUUUAAUAACACUGGGGAAGGAAUUUCAGAAGCUUGUAAGAGGUAUUUACUCUAACAUCCUGGAAAAUAAUUCCUCUUCUAAAACUGGAAACUUGUUAAACAUAUUUGCCACCAGUCCAAAAGAAAAAGAUGUAAACAGUGUAGGCAAUUCCAUUUAUCAUUUAGCUAGUUACCUUGCCUUCAACUUAUCUCAUGACCUCCAAAAUUCACCAAAAAUAAUUUCACCUGAAAUAAUGAAAGCCACGGGUCUUGGGAUUCAACUGAUGAGGGAUGUGUUCACCUCCUUAAUGCCUGCAGUUCAUCACAUUAGUCCACAAAAUACAGGUUAUAUGCAAGUUUUGAAGAAGGUAACUUCUGUCAUGCGUACUCUUAAGAAGGCAGACAUAGACAUUUUGGUGGAACAACUUGAACAAAUUAGUGCAAGCCUAAUGGAUUUCUUUAGGAAUAUCAGUAGUGUGAGAACUGACAAGUUAGGGGUCAACUUGCUUGUUGACUUGAUGAAAAAAUUUGUAGACAGCUCGCAUUCUUGGAAUGUUAAUCACCUGCUGCAGCUCUCACGCCUGUUUCCUAAAGAUGCUGUGGAUGCUGUGGUAGAUGUGUACUAUGUGCUUCCUCAUGCUGUAAGGCUCCUACAGGGAGUACUUGGUAAAAACAUCACUGAAGGCCUCAAGGAUGUCUACAGCUUCAUACUCCUUCAUGGCAUAACCAUUUCAGAUAUCACCAAGGAAGACUUCACAAUUGUGAUAAAAAUUCUUUUGGAUAUAAUUGAAUUAAUAUCAGAUAAGCCAGAUAUUAUUUCAGAGACUUUAACUUGUUUUCCUGUGGUUUGGUGCUGGAAUCAUACAAAUUCUGGAUUUCAGCAGAAUUCAAAGGUAGACCCCUGCAGUGUCCAUGGGCUCAUGUCUUCUUCCUUGUAUGGCAAAGUGGCCAGUAUACUCGAUCAUCUCCACCUGUCUGCCCAAGGUGAAGAUUCACCAUGUUCAAAUGAAACCUCCCGAAUGGAAAUAAAUAGGAAAGUGGCCUGCAUAAUUCACGAAUUAGUGGACUGGAAUUCUAUUCUUCUGGAACUCGCUGACGUCUUCCAUGUUAACAUUUCUCUUGUGAAAACUGUGCAGAAAUUUUGGCAUAAGAUAUUACCAUUUGUCCCACCUUCAAUAAAUCAAACUAGGGAUAGCAUCUCUGGACUUUGUCCUAGUGGUCCCAUAAAGCAAGUUGCUUUGCAAAUCAUAGAAAAACUUAAAAAUGUCAACUUUACAAAAGUUACAUCAGGUGAAAAUACUCUUGACAAACUAGCUAGUUUAAACAAGAUCCUUAACGUUAAUGAAGACACAGAGACAUCUGUUCAAAAUAUUAUUUCCUCGAAUUUGGAAAGGACAAUACAAUUGAUUUCUGAAGACUGGAGCCUAGAAAAAAGUACUCAUAAUCUACUCUCUUCAUUUAUGAUGCUCCUGAAUGCAAAUCUCACAGGUAGCAGUUCAGAAGCAUUAUCAAAUUUUAUUGAAAAGAAUGAAACAACUUACAACUUUGAAGAACUAUGGCCUGAGUUUCAACAAAUCGUGAAAGAUCUAACUCAAGAUUUUAGAGUCAGACACCUGCUCUCUGAAAUGAACAAAGAUAUCAAAAGUAUAAAUUCAGUGGCUCUUCAAAACAUUACUUUACUAUUUGCCCGUUUCCUGAAGAUCCUGGAUUCACAGUCACUGAAGACAUUAGAAAUUAUUGAAGAUUUUCUAUUGGUCACAAAAAACUGGCUUCAGGAAUAUGCAGAUGAAGAUUACUCCAGAAUGAUAAAAACACUAUUCAUUCCUGUGAUCAAUGAGAGCUCAACUGAAGAUACAGCUUUGUUAACCAAAGCUAUUACUACUUUUUGGGGCUCUUUGAAAAACAUAUCUAGAGAAGGCAAUUUUGAUGUUGCCUUUCUUACUCAUCUGCUAAAUCAAGAACAGCUGACUAAUUUCUCAGGUGUUCAGUUGCUUUUUGAAAACAUCCUAAUUAAUUCAAUCAAUAACUUAGCUGGGAAUUCUCAAGAAGCAGCUUGGAACUUAAGUGGUACUGACCUUCAAAUAAUGAAUUUCAUUAACCUUAUCUUGAACCAUAUGCAGUCAGAAACUAGUAGGAAAACAGUUCUCCCUCCGAGAAGCAUAGUAGGUUUCAUGGAACAACUUUUGAAAACAUUCUUAUCCCUUUUGCUAAAGGAAGAUUCUGAGAACAAAAUAUCUCUUCUGCUGAAAGAUUUCCACAAAGAUGUUAUUGCAGAGAUGAGUUUUGUCCCAAAAGAUAAAAUUCUAGAAGUUCUGAAACUGGAUCAAUUUCUUGCUCUGAUGAAAGAAGACAGAUUGAGGAACAUUUUUUCAAGUUUAAAGGAGACUAUAUAUCACCUAAUAAAAAGUUCACUUAUAUUAGACAAUGGAGAAUUUUAUUUUGAUAGUCAUCAAGGACUGAAGUUCAUGCAAGAUUUACUUAAUGCUCUUCUCAGGGAAACGCCAGUGAAAAAUGGGACUGAAAAUACUACAGACUUUUUCACAGUGGUGAGUCAGUUGUUUUUCCAUGGGAAUACGUCUGGGGACCUCUUCAAACUCAAUCAGGAUCUUAGGGCAGCUCUUCACCUUGUAAGAGAAUGUUCAACAGAGAUGGCAAGGCUUCUGGAUACAAUUUUAAAUGCUCCUAAUAAGGAAUUCUAUGCUUCGUAUCCUACCCUCCAAGAAGUUAUACUUGCUAAUCUAACGGAUUUGCUUUUCUUUAUAAAUAAUUCAUUCCCUCUAAGAAACAGAGCAACAUUAGAAUUUACUAAGAGAUUACUUGGUCCUCUUUCAAGAGCUGGUGAAGAAAGUCGUGUCCCGGAACCCCUCUUAGAAAUGUCUGGGACUCUGGUCAUGCUGUUGAAUGACAGUGCUGACCUGAGAGAUCUUGCCACAUCAGUGGACUCCAUUGUGAAACUUCUUAAACUGGUCAAGAAAGUUUCAGGGAAGAUGGCCACAGUUUUUAAAACUCAUUUUGUCUCCAAUACCAAGGAUAGCGUGAAAUUCUUUGUCACUCUCUAUUCCAUCAUGCAACAAAGUGUUCAAAAUCUUGUGAAAGAAAUAGCUACUUUGAAAGAAAUAGAUCAUUUCACAUUUGAAAAGAUAAAUGAUUUGUUGGUGCCAUUUAUUGACUUGGCCUUUGAAAUGAUUGGGGUCGAACCUUAUAUAUCAUCAAACUCUGAUGUUUUCAGUAUGUCACCUAGCAUGCUGUCAUAUUUGAAUGAAUCUAGGGACUUUUCUGAUAUUUUGGAAGAAAUUGCUGAAUUUUUAACAUCUGUGAAAAUCAACUUGGAAGAUGUGAAGAGUCUUGUGGUAGCAUUUAAAAAUGAAACUCAAACAUUUUCUAUGGAUUCUGUCAACUUGUGGGAAGAAAUUCUGAGUUGCUUAGUUCCUAUAAAUAACAUCACCAACCAAAUGGACUUCUUAUACCCUAAUCCAAUUUCCACUCAUAGUGACCCUCAAGAUAUAAAAUGGGAAAUAAUUCAUGAAGAGAUCCCUUUUUUGGAUAAAAUAUUAUCACAAAACAGCACAGAAAUAGGGUCUGUCUUGAAAAUGGUGAUCGGUCUCACCUUAGAAGCUCUUUGGAAAAACUUAAAGAAGGAUAAUUGGAAUGUUUCUAAUCUGUUGAUGACAUUUACUCAGCAUCCAGAUAACCUUUUGGAAACCAUAGAAAGAGUUUUAGAGGCCUCCAGUGGAAUUAAAAGUGACUAUGAAAGUGAUUUGAGUAAAAGUUUAUAUUUUGACACACCUUUGAUUCGGAAUAUAACUCAUCAUCAACUUGAAAAAGCAAUCCAUGAUGUUUCAAGUAGAAUAGCUCUCUGGAGGAAAGGGCUUCUGUUUAACAACUCUGAAUGGACAACUUCCACAAGAACUUUGUUUCAGCCACUUUUUGAGAUUUUCAUUAAAGCAACCACUGGAAAGAAUGUCACAUCAGAAAAAGAAGAGAGAACCAAGAAAGAGAUAAUUGACUUUCCUUGUAGUUUCAAACCAUUUUCCUGUUUGGAGAAAUACCUGAGAGGAUUAUUUGUAUUGACUAAAUACUGGCAACAAAUCCCACUGACAGAUCAAAGUGUUGUUGAGAUGUGUGAAGUUUUCCAGCAGCCUGUGAAGCCCUCAGAAGCCAUGGAGAUCCUGCAGAAAGUGAAGAUGAUGGUCAUACGUGUGCUCACCAUCGUUGCAGAAAACCCUUCCUGGACCAAGGACAUUUUGUGUGCUACUCUGAGUUGCAAGCAAAGUGGGAUAAGGCAUCUCAUUUUAUCUGCUAUACAAGGGGUCACUUUGGCGCAAGACCAUUUCCAGGAAAUUGAAAAGAUAUGGUCCUUGCCCAAUCAGCUAAAUUGUGAAAGUCUUGGCAAGAAUCUUUCUAGCACCUUGGAAAGCUUCAAGAACAGCUUGGAAAAUGCCACUGACCAGGACUGCACAUGCCAGCCGAGGCUGGAGACGGUGCAGCAGCACUUGCACAUGUAUGCUACGAAUUUGAGACCAACCUGGUCAAUAAUCUCCUCAGCCUUUAUUAUACAAAUUUCUUAUUUUCCUUACUUUGCAGAUGUGAAAAUAAAAGAUUUGAUGAAGAAUAUCACCAAGUUGACUGAGGAGCUUCGCUCUUCCAUCCACAUCUCAAAUGAGACUAUCCAUAGCAUUCUAGAAGCAAAUAUUUCCCACUCCAAGGUUCUCUUCAGUGCCCUCACUGUAGCUCUGUCUGGAAAGUGUGAUCAUGAAAUCCUUCGUCUCCUGCUGACAUUUCCCAAAGGGGAAAAAUCUCGGAUCGCGACGCAGGAACUCUGUGGCCUGCCAGCGUCAAAAGUAUAUCCUCUGAUUGUGUUGCUGAGUCAAAACCUGGAUGUGCGAGCUUUCAUUUACAAGACUCUGAUGCCUUCUGAAGCAAAUGACUUGCUCAACUCCUUGUUGGAUGUAGUUUCCAGCCUCAGCUCCUUGCUUGCCAAAGCCCAGCACAUCUUUGAGCAUCUUCCUGGGUUUCUUCACACAUUUAAAAUCACUGCCUUGCUAGAAACACUGGACUUUCAACAGGUUUCACAAAAUGUCCAGGCCAGAAGUUCAGCCUUUGGUUCUUUCCAGUCUGUGAUGAAGUUGGUUUGCAAGGACCAAGCAUCAUUCCUUAGCAAUUCUAAUAUGUUCAUUGAUUUGCCCAGAGUUAACGAACUCUUGGAAGAUGACAAAGAAAAAUUCAACAUCCCUGAAGAUUCAACACCAUUUUGCUUGAAGCUUUAUCAGGACAUUCUACAACUGCCAAAUGGUGCUUUGGUGUGGACCUUCCUAAAACCCAUAUUGCAUGGAAAAAUACUGUAUACACCAAACACUCCAGAAAUUAACAAGGUCAUUCAAAAGGCUAAUUCCACCUUUUAUAUUGUGGACAAGCUAAAAGCUUUAUCAGAAACACUGCUGGAAAUGUCCAGCCUUUUCCAGAGAAGUGGAAGUGGCCAGAUGUUCAACCAGCUGCAGGAGGCCCUGAGAAACAAAUUUGUAAGAAACUUUGUAGAAACGCAGUUGCACAUUGAUGUAGACAAACUUACUGAAAAACUCCAGACAUACGGAGGGCUGCUGGAUGAGAUGUUUAACCACGCAGGCGCUGGACACUUCCGUUUCUUGGGCAGCAUCUUGGUCAAUCUCUCUUCCUGCGUGGCGCUGAACCGUUUCCAGGCUGUGCAUUCUGUCGACAUCCUGGAGACUAAAGCACAUGAACUCUUGCAGCAGAACAGCUUCUUGGCCAGUAUCAUUUUCAACAAUUCCUUACUCGGCAAGAGCUUCAGAUCAGAGUCUGUCAAACUGCCACCCCAUGUCUCCUAUACAAUCCGGACCAAUGUGUUAUACAGCAUGCGAACAGAUGUGGUAAAAAACCCUUCCUGGAAGUUCCACCCUCAGAAUCUACCAGCUGACGGAUUCAAAUAUAACUACAUCUUUGUCCCACUGCAAGACAUGAUCGAAAGAGCCAUCAUUUUGGUGCAGACUGGGCAGGAAGUCCUGGAACCAGCAGCACAGACUCAGGCGGCCCCUUACCCCUGCCAUACCAGCGAUCUUCAACGGUCGUUGUUCUCAGCAGAAAUUCCCAUUCCUGAUAACCCCCAGUGCUCAGAACUGCUGGAGCCUCCUCUGUUGCCCGCAGGCUCUGUGCUGUCCCACCAACGCAG
Molecule: messenger RNA, 10822 nt
Organism: Mandrillus leucophaeus (drill)
Lineage: Eukaryota; Metazoa; Chordata; Mammalia; Primates; Cercopithecidae
Gene: ABCA13
Product: ATP-binding cassette, sub-family A (ABC1), member 13
Exons: 32
Biological process (GO): lipid transport; transmembrane transport
Cellular component (GO): membrane; intracellular membrane-bounded organelle
Molecular function (GO): ABC-type transporter activity; lipid carrier activity
Source: RefSeq, a predicted model, not a curated record